AUGCUUAGGAAUCAAUGGAGACCUGUUAGUCGAAAUCUGCAUAUCUUUCGAGCCCUUGGAGGCUCACAAGUGAAGGAAAAGCUGCGAAGCUUUGAACACUCCAGCAUAGUGCUGCAUAAAACGUCCAAGGAAAUGGAACGGUUGAAUAAGAAGAAGCUGAUGAAACUGAAGAAACUCAGAAAAACAGCUUACUCGAAACAGCAGGCGAUUGACAUACUCAGCAAGAAGCACGGGUUUGCCGAUAAAGAUUCGAGAGAAAUUGAGCUUGGUCCCACAAGUCUGUCCGAUCUGAAGUUCAUGUCCACCACUCGGGAUCGAAGAAUGUUAUACACAAUUCUGGGAGUCAACGGGGAACAAUUGAGAGACUCUAAAUUGGUGAAAGAGGAUGCAGAGAAAUUCUUGAAACGUGGCCAGGUUGAAAAGGCAGUCUUUCUGGCAAGAUUAGCCAAAAAGAAGGGAGCCGCUGCCAUGAAUUCUAUAAUGGAAUACUAUCUGCAUGAUUUGCAGUAUCCGCAGUCCGCGGUUAAGAUGUACAACUGGAGAAAGAAAUGGGGAAUCCCGGCAAAUGAGUAUACCAACACAAUCUUGUUCAAAGGUCUUGCAAGACAAAGCCAACAUAUAUCCCGAGCAACUGGUGAGUUUAUUACGAAAGUCGUGAACAGGUCAAUCGAACGCGAGGAACUAAGUCAAAUCGAGUUCAACGCGGCUUUGGGAGCUCUAGCUAAUUGUACAGACGUGACGCUAGCUUUUGAGCUGUUCGACAGAAAACUGAAAGGGGUCAGGCGUGAUGCAAUCUCUUACUUGUGGAUGCUUCGAGCAAGCUCCCGAAUCAAGACGGAUCAGCUUUUCAAUACCAUUUUGGGCGGGUUGAUGGAAGGCAUGUCCGCGAAGUGCGUCGAUUCGCAGCUACUAUUUGAAUUCUGCAAGACGCUGGCUUCAAGAUCGGGAAGCAAGGAAACCAGAUGCUUGGCCCUAGCUGCCUUGAACAGCUACUUCAGUUUCGAUCUAGGGAAGGGUCUCACUCCUGAAGUUCCACAGGGAUUAGCAAUUCUACCGCUAUCUCACUGGUCACUGGAAGAGAAAUAUCCUGUUAACAAACAUGCCGUGGGCCUGUUUCUCAGAACUUGCUUACAGGCGGGCAAGUUUGAACUGGGAAUCGAUGCAUUCAAGAGAUUGAAGGAGAAAAAGCGGCAUUUGAUUGAUGUUGAUAUGUUCCACCUCUACAUGGAGUUGCUCAUGAAAAAUGAUCCAAAAAACUGUGGUGAACAGUGCCUCAAAGUCUUCGAAGAAAUGGAAUCUUUUGAGGGCAUUCCAUUCUCAAAACAUACUCUUGUCCUGGUUUAUCGAUCUUUUGAAGUUCAGUCAUCUAAAAAAGCUGUUUACGACGACGAUCGUCAAGUUGAGAGACUACUGAGGUCAUGCCGGGCGUUCUGCCUUGAGCAAGAGGGCGUUUUUUCAAAAGAAGCUAAGAGCAGGAUCAUUCCAAUUGAAUCAUGGCAGUUUUUUGUCAGAAUAGUAAAGAAUCUCAACGCUCAUGGAAAGGUCACUACAUAUAGCCUAAAAAUGAUACUUGAUGACUUUAUGAAAGCAAUCUGCUAUGGCAUUUUCGAUGUCAAGCAUCUUACAAAAACGGACGUUGCCAGAUCUGUCGAACUCGAGAUCGUGAGACUACUUGCUGUCUUCACACAAAGGCUAGACAUUCCCGAUAUAGAGGAACUUGAUACCAUCAAGGAAGGGCCAGAGAGAGAAAUAUUCUUGCUGAGAAGGCUCGGCAUAAGGUUCAAAAAUGCAUUAUUACGACAUGUAAGCAUUCUGCAAUCAAAGGAACAAGAAAAUGAAGAUGUUAGUGAACUUGAAUGGUCGUUAAAACAGCUGGCACAAAAGUUUAUGGCAAAUCAAACACUAGAAUCGCACGGACGCGAAUCUUGA
This is a messenger RNA of Torulaspora globosa, 1929 nucleotides long. It is a transcript of the gene MRX1, whose product is annotated as Mrx1p. The record is from RefSeq and is a predicted model, not a curated record. Gene Ontology annotation, molecular function: protein binding. Lineage: Eukaryota; Fungi; Ascomycota; Saccharomycetes; Saccharomycetales; Saccharomycetaceae. Bases 1 to 1929 code for a protein of 642 amino acids. The transcript has a single exon.